Molecule: messenger RNA, 3258 nt
Organism: Propithecus coquereli (Coquerel's sifaka)
Lineage: Eukaryota; Metazoa; Chordata; Mammalia; Primates; Indriidae
Exons: 1
Biological process (GO): photoreceptor cell outer segment organization; protein localization to photoreceptor outer segment
Cellular component (GO): photoreceptor outer segment; photoreceptor inner segment
Source: RefSeq, a predicted model, not a curated record
AUGGGGUGCACCCCUUCCCACAGUGACAUCGUAAACAGCGUUGCAAAGAGUGGCAUUCAGUUUUUGAAAAAGCCCAAGGCAAUUUUGCCAGGAUGUCAGGGGGGCAGUGAAAGAGGUUCCAUCCCUUUGCUGGUUAAAAACUCCUCCUGCUAUGACGCUGGGGGGUACCUGCCCGAGGGAUGGGGGCCAGCGGAGGAGCAGCCAGGUUCCAGGAGGAACCAAACCACGGCUGAAGGUCUCUGUCAGCUCACGGGAGACCCUGCUUCAUGCCAAAGGAAAGAUAUGAAAGGACUGAUCCCAAAACACAAAACCUCUCCAUCCCAGCUGAACAAAUCACAAAGCCACAUGGCUAAGCGUGCUCCAUUCAAGACACAGGGCUCCCGCGGCUCGCAAGGGGCAGCCUUUUCUGGGGAAGAGAGUGAGGGAAGUACUUCCAAGGAGACCACCAAAUGGGAAAGGAAGCCAAAAUGCCACAGGUCGGGCAAACAGUGCCAUCGCUGCCAAACCACGCCCCCUGCUCAUAGUUCUGAAGGCAAAGUGGACUUCCCCGAGCCCCUGGUCAAGGCCCACCAGCACGCUUAUGCCUAUCUGCACUCCAGCCUCUCCAAAUAUGAAGCCAUUCUGUGCAUCGUCCGCCAGGCCACCCAGACCCGGGAGCUGCUGCAGCCCAUGCUCAGCUUCCUGCUGCUGUGCUCCGAGGAGAUCAGCCAGCUCUUGGGGGAGAUCUCCAAGGAUGGAGAAGUGCUGCUCCAGGAGGUCAGGGCGGAUCUGGCUUGGCCGUCGAGGAAAGGAGAGCCCUGGGAGCAGCCAGACCUCCUGCAACAGCUGCUGCAGUACACAGUCAGCAAGCUGCAGGCGCUCAACGGCACGGUGGCCUUGCUCACUGGCAGCUGCCUGGAGGGUUCCAGCAGCUACCUCCACUCCACUGCAAGCCUCUUGGACAACAAGCUAAGCAUGAAGAAGAGUGUGGAUGAAUGCCUCCUAAGGGCUCUGGGGCAGCUAGAGAGCCUGGCGAGUGCCCCCAGCAACCCUGGGGUGCAGGGUCCACCCUUGUGUUCCGAGGACAGUGGCAUUGGUGCCGACAAUGAGUCUGUGCAGUCUGUGGACAAGCUGGCCAAGCAAAACAGCUGGGACUUUGCACCAGAGCCAGUAGAAUGGAAGCUGGUGACUUCACCCCACGUGGAAACCGGGCUGUCGGGACAUGCCUGGCAGCACAGUCCGUGCUGGAUGGGCUCAGACAGGCCCCAGGACUGCCCACUCUCAAGGCCUCCUAUGGCAAAGGUUCAGCCGGCAGCACAGGGAGAAGCACGGAGCCCGGGCCCCUCCAGCGCAGGCCCAGGGAGCAACACCUCCAGGCCUUUGGAGCCGGGCAAAAGUACUCUGUGCGAUUCCUUCGGGAUCGGGGUCCCUGCAGAAGUACAUCUUCCUAAAAGCUCCAGGUCGCUGGAUGCUCCAUCCUUUAGUGAAGUUGAGGACAGCAGCCCGGAGGAGGAAGAAGAUGAAGUUAGCAGCCUGAAUCUGUGUGCAUGGCAGGAAAAGGCUCCACAUUCCAGGCCAAAGUCUUCACCUGCUGACCGGGAAAGCCCGUUGCAGCCCCGCCCCAGGAGGCUGAGGAGCCCCCAAGCCCAGGAAAUGAUUCUGAAGAUGAAGGAAGCCAUCAGUGAAAGGAUCAAGUUUGUCCCCGUGCCCUCUGGGUACCAGGACUGGGCUGAGGAGGAAGAGGGAAGGUCAGUGGUCCCCCCAAGACCUAGCACAGUCAGUGGUAGCAGAUGGGCCCCCGAGAGGCAGAGGAGGUCCCUGUCAGAGUCAUGUAUUCAGAACCAGGUGGGGGACUCCACCCUCCAGGAGCUGCGGAGGGUCCAGAGAGACCUCAGUCAGAGGCUGGAGGUGUUUUAUGCCCUGGGUGCCAAAGGGCAGGGGCAGAGCCAGGACCAGAUUCUGCAGCCCAGAGCGGCGGCUCUGUGGCCCAGCAACUGCAAGGUCGGGCCGAGCAGCACCACUAGCAAGCUCAGGGCCUCCCUCACCAAGAACUUCAGCAUUUUGCCUAGUCAGCACAAGAGCAUUUUGCAGAAAUGCAGUCCCCACUCUGAGGGCGAACAGCCCUGGCUGGGGAAAGAGAAGCUUCCAAAUGCCACCCCAUCAGAUGAGGACAAUGAGGCUCCCAGGGCCAAGGACAGGGACUGUCCCCCCAGAACGUCAGUCAAGAAACUUAUUGAAACUUUCAGCCCCACUGAGAGCGUGAGGACACUGGGUGAUUCCAAGAACUCUGGGUCAAGCCCCGGCCUUAAGAGGUGGGGGGUCCCCAUCAUGCCACCUAGGUUUCCCAUUUACAGGGGGCUUGCCCCUUUGUAUCCUAAGCCCCAAAUUUCUCCAGCACUAGGCAGAGAACCUUUCAAAGUGGGCACAGGCUGGAGGCCCUUAGCACCUAUCUUUCCCCCUGUGCCUACAACAGAAGCACCCAAGAGUGCAGACAUCAACCGUGAAGUGGAGGGGGACCCAGAGCACCUCCCUCCACCGCCUCUGGAAGUCCUCAUGGACAAAUCAUUCACUUCUCUGGAGUUCCCAGAAAGCAGCAAGUCAGCAGAGAGCUCCCCCGAAGGGACCCCGGUACCAGGGCAGGGAGGAGCUGGCCCUGCCAGGAGAACAUGGGCUUCCCCAAAGCUGAGAGCCUCCAUGAGCCCCGUGGACUUACUGCCCAACAAGAGCAACACCAACCUCGCCAGGCCCCACAGCACAGGACCAGGGAGCAGCAAGAGCGGCUGCGAUCCCAGAAAGCUUGCCUUGGACCCCAACCACCCGCCAGCCACCAGCCAAAACCCAGAGGGGGAGGAUGGGGCCCCGAGCCAGGCACAGGCAGAGAAGGCCACAAGCCUCCACAAGCAGCCCCGGAAGGCCAUGCCCUGGCACCACUCCAGCCACACAUCUGGGCAAAACAGGACCUCAGAUCCCAGCCCGGCCAGACCAACACGAGGGCCACGUUCUCCCGAGGCUGCAAGGCAGAGCCGAGAGAGAAGCCCCCCGACAGCCAGGAAGGCCUCUCCCACAAGGGCACACUGGGUGCCCCAAGCAGACAAGAGGCCCCCCAGCCUGCAUUCCUCUCACAGACCUGCCCAGCCAAGUCCCCCCACUGUGCAGGGGUCCCCCAGCCCACCACUCAGCUCUGGAGCCCCCAGCCCACCUGUGAGCCCCAGGGUGCUAAGCCCACCCACAACCAAGAAUCGAACUUCCCCACCACGCCAGCACAAGGCCUCCAGCCCC